Molecule: messenger RNA, 1413 nt
Organism: Lodderomyces pseudojiufengensis
Lineage: Eukaryota; Fungi; Ascomycota; Pichiomycetes; Serinales; Debaryomycetaceae
Product: RBR-type E3 ubiquitin transferase
Exons: 1
Coding region: 1-1413 (470 amino acids)
Biological process (GO): positive regulation of proteasomal ubiquitin-dependent protein catabolic process; ubiquitin-dependent protein catabolic process; protein polyubiquitination
Cellular component (GO): cytoplasm; ubiquitin ligase complex
Molecular function (GO): ubiquitin protein ligase activity; zinc ion binding; ubiquitin conjugating enzyme binding
Source: RefSeq, a predicted model, not a curated record
AUGACAGAUGAGAUACCGUUUUCAAAUGACCCAACGAUAGAAGAAUUACAAACAUUAGGUUGUAUUUAUGAUGACUUACUAAUUGAUUUCAAUCUUUUAUGUGGAUCAAUAAAUAUACCAAUUAAAAUAGAUCAAGGUAUUGUGAUAAACUUAACUCAAAGAAAUACAAUUCUAUCAACUCAAAAUAUUAAUCAUUUACCUCCAAUUACUUUUAAUUUCAGUAUUUCUGAUGGUUAUCCUUUUCAUUCUCCACCAAGUUUUGAUAUUAAAAGCAAGAGUUUAUCUGACGGCAAAAUCAAUAAAUUGAAAAAUCAAUUAUUUCAAAUAUGGGAUGAAAAUAAAGAUAGAGUAUUAUAUGAAUCAAUAAUGUACAUCCAGGAACAAGUUCAAGAUUCAUUGAAUGAAAUUUUACCACAAGAGUUUAAUUUUGAAGAUUUUGAGAAAUUUAAUGAAUUUUUAGUAUUUGAUAAGAAAGAAAAACAGAAAGAAUUUGAAGCAAGGACGUUUACUUGUGAAAUUUGUCAAAUCGAAAAUAAAGGUUUAACUUGUACAAUAUUUGAAGAAUGUAAACAUGUCUUUUGUAAUGAAUGUUUAACUGGAUUUUUUACCUCAAUCAUUAAUGAAGGUGAUAUAAACAAUAUACAUUGUCCUGAAUAUAAUUGUAUGAAAAAUUACAAAUCGAAAAGAGAUGAAAUGAUAAAAAUAGAAUCAUGGACGUUAGCUGAUAAAAAUAUUAAAGAAGUUGUUGAUAGUCUUUUUACUCCCAAUGUGCCAUUAUACAAAUUGAAAUCUUUACUUCCUCCACCAUUAGUUGAGAAAUAUUUAUUACUAUUCAAAAAGUCUCAAUUCGAAUUAAUCAAAAAGUUACUACCUAAAAGGGUUGUAGAAUGUCCAAGAUUUGGAUGUGAAGAAUUAAUAUUUAGAGAAGAUUUGAAUGACAAAUUAGUUGUUUGUAAAAAAUGUAAAUAUGCAUUUUGUAUUGAUUGUAGAAAUUCAUAUCAUGCAAGAUUCAAAAAAUGUGUUAAGAUACAUGAAAAAUAUGAAGGUAUACCAGUUGAAGAUUUGAUGAAUUAUCAAUAUAUGCCACAGGGAUCCCAUGAAAAAAAGAUUUUGCAUGCAAAAUAUGGUAGAAGUAAAGUAUUAAAAGCGAUUGAUGAAUAUCAAAUGGAUAAAUUAUUUGAAGAAAUGAUUAAACAAGGUACGGAAUUGAAAGAAUGUCCCGGGUGUGGAGCAAUCAUUGAAAAAAGUGAUGGAUGUAAUAGAAUGAAAUGUUGUGAGUGUCGAACAUGUUUUUGUUUUAAUUGUGGUGUUCAAAUGGAUAACACAUAUGAUCAUUUUUCUGAUCCUACUUCACCUUGCUAUAAAUUAUUAUUUUUUGGAAUGGUUGGAGCUGAAGACGAAAAUCAAACAUAA